This is a messenger RNA of Manis javanica (Malayan pangolin), 2390 nucleotides long. RefSeq names its product lymphatic vessel endothelial hyaluronan receptor 1 (gene LYVE1). The record is from RefSeq and is a predicted model, not a curated record. NCBI's taxonomy places the organism in Eukaryota, Metazoa, Chordata, Mammalia, Pholidota, Manidae. Gene Ontology annotation, cellular component: plasma membrane. Gene Ontology annotation, molecular function: hyaluronic acid binding; transmembrane signaling receptor activity. Gene Ontology annotation, biological process: cell adhesion.
CUCAUUUCCCCCAGUGACCUUGACAAGUCAGAAGCUUGAAAGCAGGGAAAUCCGGAUGUGUCAGUUAUGAAGUGGAACAGCGGGGCUGCAACAUAUUUCCAGAAGUCUCCAUCCAGACUAGUGAUUGCCUCUGUUACUGCCAGUGGCCAUAUGAGGUGUUUAUCUGGGUCUGAAGAGGUUGGCACAAUGGCCAAGUGCCUCAGCCUGGUGCCUCUUCUUGCCUCCAUCUGGACCACAAGGCUUCUGGUCCAAGGCACUCUCCAUGUAGAAGAGCUUUCAAUCUCAGGGCCAUGCAGAAUUAUGGGGGUCACACUUGUGAGCAAAAAGACAACCCUGCAGCUGAAUUUCACAGAAGCUGAUGAGGCCUGUAGGCUGCUGCAACUAACUUUGGCCAGCAAAAACCAGGUUGAAGAAGCAUGGAGGUUUGGCUUUGAGACUUGCAGCUAUGGAUGGGUUGAAGAUAAAUUCUUGGUCAUUCCUCGGAUUCUCCCGAACCCCAAGUGUGGGAAGAAUGGGAUGGGUGUCUUGACUUGGAGAAAUUCCCUCAGUUUAAAGUUCAGGGCCUAUUGCUACAACUCAUCUGAUGCUUGGAUUAACUCAUGCUUUCCAGAAAUUAUCACCAAAGAUCCAAUAUUCAACAGUCAGACCACAAUAUACACAACUGAAAUGGUUGUCAGUGACAGUAUAUACUCAGCAUCACCUCCUGAUGCACCUUCCUCUAGCGCACCUACUCUCACUUCUGCCCCUGCUCCAGCCUCCACUUCUACUUCAAGGAAAAGAAAGUUAAUUUGUGUAACAGAAGCUUUUAUGGAAACUAGCACCAUAUCUAUAGAAACUGAAUCAUAUACUGAAAAUAAAGCAGCAUUCAAGAAUGAAGAUGUUGGGUUUGGAGGUGUUCCCACGGCUCUGCUAGUACUCGCACUCCUCUUCUUUGCUGCUGCAGCUGGUCUUGCAAUUUGCUAUGUCAAAAGGUAUGUGAAGGCCUUCCCUUUUACAAACAAGAAUCAACAGAAGGAAAUGAUUGAAACCAAAGUAGUGAAGGAAGAGAAGGCUGAUGAUAGCAACCCUAAUGAGGAAUCAAAGAAAACUGAUAAAAAGCCAGAAGAGCCCAAGAGCCUACCCAAAACUACAGUGAGAUGCCUGGAAGCUGAAGUUUAGAUGAGAAAAAAAAAUAAGAGGACACACCUGAGGCUGAUUUCUUUCCUAAUGCAUAUCCCAGCCCCAGAUGGGGAAACUUAAAAGGACCAAAGAACCAAAGAAGAAAGUCCACCCUUGAUUUUUAAAUAGAAAUCAGCUCAUGGCUAGCUUUGGAUAAUGAAGCUCGCCAAAGGGAAUUCCCUUCUUCCUGCAGUCCUUUCUGGAUCCUAUCCUCCUACCUCUGAAGCUUCUCAUGGUCUUCCUAGCCUAGCUAUGUCCUAAUAAUAUUUUAAAGGGAGAAAGGAGGUUUGCAAAGCAUAAAGACCUGAGACAGCUAAUCAGAACACAUUUGUAAAGGGGCUUCUAGGGUGUCUGAGAAUAGGUGAAUUGAGAGCCAAGAAACCAUCAGACCAAGGCUUUCUCUAUUGACUCCACAGCCCAGAUCCUUUCUUCAGCUCUGAAAGGGAAACACUUACACCACCUGGCAUUGGCUUCUGAGCCAGGCAAGAGCAAAAGAAGGAAGGUAAUGUUUAGCAAUUGAAGACCAUGGAAAUUUCUCAUGACUUGAGACUGACCUCUAUAAAACCAAAAUAGAUUUGGGAAAAAAGAAUGAGGCUGAGGAUCCUGACUGCAUAUUGUCAGCAGGGACUAUAAAUACAGACAGGGGUCCAAAGUAUUCAUCUCUGAAUAAUUUGAGUUGGGAUCACUUUUAAGAGCAUACAUUUUUUUCUUUCUCUCUCCUGCUGCAGCUAUUUUUCUCAUAGAACAUACUUUUCCAAAAAACAAAAAAUUUUUACAAAUUUCUAUUUUUGUCUGAGUUACAAAGUUAUUACUAAGGAAAUUACUGUGCUAAAAGGCAGAAAAGUUGAACAAAUAUUUGCUGAAAACCUGCUGUAUGUCAGAUGCUGUGUAAGGUAUUACAUUCUGUAAUUAAACAUUAUUUAUCAAAAACUUACAUAUAGUAGAAUAUUGUAUGAAGCUAAUUUUUUUUCAAUUUUGAUAUCCCUGGCUUAUCCACAUCCAAAGCUAUUUUUUUUCUGCUGAGACUAACAUUUCAUUAUUUUCUCUAAUAUGGCAACCAUUAUAAUCUUAAUUUAUUCUUAACAUACCUUAAAAGUACAUCAUUCUCUAUACCCAAAGUAUUUUCUAAAUGUCAUUAUCAAAUGCAUUAGUAGCUCUCCUUUUCCCAGCAAGCACAGCCUGAAAGGUACAGAGAUACUUGUGCGAAAAAAAUAAAAGCAUUUAGAAAAUUU